Messenger RNA from Symbiodinium sp. CCMP2592, 2640 nucleotides. The record is from the annotation of a GenBank genome assembly. Lineage: Eukaryota; Dinophyceae; Suessiales; Symbiodiniaceae.
AUGUAUGAUCCCUGCACGAUGGCGCGCUCGGUGUGCUUCCUUCUGAUCGCCCUGGCAGCCGGGCUCCGAUCCAAGAGCGAUUCGGCCUGGGCCUGGGAGGAGCACCCGGCGAGCUCCGCCGAGGAGCUUCAGGAGCUCUUGAGAACCGUGCUGGCGCAGAGCAGCGCGGCUGAGGCCACCGGGGAAGAUCCCGGCGAUGCAGCAGCACAGGAGGGGACGCUCAGAGAGCGGAUUGCCCGCAUCAGGAAGGACUGGCAGAGUGCCAGCGCCACCGCUUGCCAUCAACAGCUUGGGCGGUUGAUAAGUAACCUCACGCUUGCGUGCGACGGCUUGCAGCCGAAAGCCGACUGGCUUCUUGACUACUACAUGCCGGCCCUACCGAACAAGUCAUGCGCCGAGAGCGUCAGCGACAUCUUCGCUGUAGGAAGCAAAGUGGUAGAAAUCCUCCAUGUCUCCAGACAUGCUGUAGCCUCCUUCGAUGUGGCCGGCGAAGAUCUCCGUCGAUAUCAAGCACUCUCCUUUUUGCGGAGCUGGCUGGUGAAGCUGACCGAGACUCAUGAUCAUGCGCUGCUUUGGGCCGGCUUCUGGGACGGUGACCCCGAGAACCGAACGACGCAGGAGAAGCUGUCCAAUUUUGCCAAGGCAAUAGAGCACGCGACCUUGCACCCUGACAGCUUCCUGGGCCAAGCCAUCGAGGCGAGCGAGAACCUCGAUUCCUGCUACAAGGACCCCCAGACCAGUGCGCUUGCAGGGAACAUGUGGUCCAUUGCAAGCAUGAGCUUCGUGCUCGGGAUGCGCGAAAAGGCACAGGGAACCGUCAUCGCGCUGGUCAACAAACAGAUCACAGGCGAGCGUAACUUGUCAGAGUCCGUGCUGUCCACGCAUGAAAUCCCAACAGUGGGGCUCGCAGCCUGGGGCCUCGGGUUCUGGUCUCCGAAAGUGCUUGUUGUGGACCUCAUGGGCACGUGCGACCAGACGAGCCCGGCGCUACAGAAGCGGCUCCUCGCUCGCCUGCCCUCUUGGGCCAAGUCAAUGACGAACUGGAGCCCAGAAGCCUUCGCGAUGAGGUCGCGGCUCCGGUGGCAGUGCAUCGACUGCUCGGGCGCUUGCAGCCUGGACGCGGCUUUCGCAGCACACGUGGAGAAGCUGGUCAAGGCCAAGGAGCAGCAGGACCGGAAGGACCAAGAGCUGCUCCAGGUCGUGAGUCCACAAAACGCCCGCGAAGCCGCUGCCGGGUUCAGCCGAGAGGAGGUGCGCCUCGCAGACGAGAUGUUCUCACAUCACAAACUCGAACGGCGAGUAUGGAAGAAGCUGAAGCAUCACAGAGAUGAGCAGGAGGACCUGUUCCUGAAGGCUUUUCAUAAAGCCGCUGCAGGAGAGGAAGCCACCAGCCAGCAUCUUCGGGUGGAGCAGCUGCUUCACCAGAACGCAGAUCCUAGCUCGCCGGACCGGCUGGGCCGCACAGCCCUCACUUGUGCUGCCGAAGAAGGCCACCUGAAGGUGGUCGAAGCGUUGCUGAAAGCCGGAGCUGAGUUGGAGGCCCGCAGUGAGGCUGGCAAAACGGCUUUGACAGUCGCUGCCAUGAAUACCCGUGGCCACGGCCGCCUGAGCGUGGUCGAGGCGUUGCUGCGGGCCGGAGCUGAGCCGGAGGCCUGUGAUGCGGAUUGCAUUAUCUCAGUCGGAACGACGGGCCACCCGAAGGUGUUCGAGGCGUUGCUGAAGGCCGGAGUUCCGCUGGAGGCCCGUGAUCUGUAUGGCAGCACGGCCCUCCUCUCCGCUGCAUGCUUUUGGGACUUGCACCUGGUCGAUGUUCUGGUGAGGGCCGGAGCCCAGCUGGAGGCCCGCGAUCAGUAUGGCGGCACAACCCUCAUGUCCGCUGCAGGGUGCGGCGACUUGGAGGUGGUGGAGGUCUUGAUCAGGGCCGGAGCCCAGCUGGAGGCUUCUUCUUGGCGUGGAACAGCUCUCACUCUCGCUGCGGAUAAUGGCCAUUUGAGGGUUGUCGAGGUGUUGCUGAAGGCGGGAGCCCAGCUGGAGGCCCGGGAUAAGGAAGGCAACACGGCCCUCAUGUGGACUGCAGCAAGCGGCCAUGUGAAGGUGGUCGAGGCCUUGCUUAGGGCUGGAGCCCAGAUUGAGGCCCGCAGUGCGGAUGGCUUCACAGCCCUCACUUGGGCGGUGGAUGAAGGCCAGCUGCAGGUGGUCGAGGCCUUACUGAAGGCAGGAGCCCGUGCAGAGGCCCUCGACAAGAAGCUCGCACAAGAUAAAGGGCACUUGCAGAUUGCGGCCACAAUUUUGGGUUCUGCCUACAGCUCCAACGAUCUCUCCGAGGCGUUCAUCUCGGCCGGCUGUGACCAGGAUCUGGCGGCAAACCUGCUGCUGGAGGAGGGUCAGGAGGCUCCAGAGCAGCCUUUGGCCAACUUUGGAGCCCCGGGCCUGCCGCAGCCCUCCUACAUCGUGACCAGGAGGGUACCGGGAGCUUUUCCGGGACCGGCUUUGGACGAGAAGCAGUGGCGCUUAUCGCCUAGUGAGGAGGCUGCAGUGAAGCGGCUCCAGGACCUGGGCUUCGAUCGGCCGACGGCCUUCAAGGCAUUCUGGAAUUGCCACAAGAACGAAGAAGAAGCUGGGAACCGGCUGCUCCUGUGA